This is a messenger RNA of Strongylus vulgaris, 284 nucleotides long. The record is from the annotation of a GenBank genome assembly. Lineage: Eukaryota; Metazoa; Nematoda; Chromadorea; Rhabditida; Strongylidae.
AUGACAAAAAAAGCAUAUCAAGAAGAGGUAGAAACAGAAGAAACAGCUGCCACACACAAUUAUUUUAUCGUGACAGCAGUAGAAGUGCAAGGUCGAUACGACGAGGGACGUGGUAUGGAGUUUGCUCGAGCAUUUAAAGUCGAGUAUUGGAGGCCGAGUCUACAAGGCUGGGCAUCUUACAAAAGCGAGGAGAACACUGAGGUAUGGACAGGCUUGAGAUUGACAAGUACUUCAAUUAUUCACCAAUUGAUCACAUCCAUAACAUCCCAGUGGCAUGUUUGAUG